GGUUGAGUCGUGAGUCGGUCUCGGUACCAGUCCCAGUCGGGCCGAGUGCGACCCGUCACGCGCACCGCUCCACGCCGCGUGCUCGAAUAUAACCGAAACAUUCGAAAUUCGAAUAAAGCCGCGGUAAAAGUUGUGACAUAAUUAUUGUGUACAAGUGUCAGUUUAGUGUGGGACGUCGGCCGUAGUAAAAUUCAGUGUUUUCAUUUUUGUUAACAAAAGUGUGUCAUGUUAUUCUCCGUAACAUAUUGAUAACGGAAAGAGACGAUCUUAGUGUUGUGUAAUAGUGAUGGUGUUUAUCUGCGAUGCCAGAUUGGCGAUACAACGUUCUGUCGACGAGCGAGGCUUAUUUAGACGCCGAAGGGGGUCCGCCUCGCGAUCCUUUCGCCGCUAGCUAUCCACGUCGCGCCGACCGCUCUCGACCGCUACAUACUUGCCCAUAUACCACCAUAUUCCUUGGGACGCGUACACAUGUUCCUUAUCGCUUAACGCCCCUGCAAAGCGAAAAUGGAGAUCCUUAUGCUGAUGCCUAUUCUGUCGAUCGUUCUUCAAACCUAACAGACACAUCGAGCUUCGCGCGCUAUGAAGAUUGUCGCUCUCAGUUGGAAAGUUCAUUAACGCCGAAAAGAGAACUCCCUGAUAAACCAGCUGAUGGGAAUAUUACUUUACAAGUACAAAAAGUACCGUACACUACAGGCGUUUUUUAUGUAGCGGCUAAAACUGAUACCAAUAAGGAGGUGCAGAGCAAUAAUAUAUUUCCCACUGACGUGUCAGAUUCAGACGCCUUAUCUUCCUGCACUUGCGAUAGUUUUGAACGAUGCGAGUUCGAUUGUAGGGAUUUUGAACCCUUCUCAGAUACAUGCUGUUGUGAUCCUCUCAGCGAUGGAGUGUGCAGUCGCAGUCCUAAAGAUGUCGACUCUCCCGAACACUUUUGUGAUCGAAUCGUUGAAGAAGAUCGGGUAUCAACUCGCAGUGAUAUGGAUGGUCUGGAUUUAGCUCUUUUUGAGCCAGCGCAGACUGACUCUAAUGAAUGUGGAGAUGAAUCUUCAGACCAAAAUUCGGCAGCAGCAGCAGUGUCCGUUUGCGGUGUGCUGUAUUCGCUACCUUACAUAGAAAAUGAUGCAGCGACAAGCGCGGUGGCCGGUGCGGCGGUCGGCGUGCCGCAGUCCUGGGAGCCCUUCUACUGCGUGUUGCAGCAGGAGAGGCGGACCUUCUCUGCGUACACUAGUGAAGACUUGGCUGCUGCCAAUAACAACGGAGAAUACGCGACUCGAAGCCUACCUCGAGUGAGAAUAGAUGGAGGCAACACAGCCGGUAACGGAGUCCGGUUACGAUGCUGGGCUGCACCGCCUUCUAUUACAGAAGAAGAAGCCGAAGAUGAUAUCGAAGAAGAUGCCAUUUCAUUACGGGCUUUACCGUCGCAAGACACAUCCUACGAGAAGGCAUGUCGGCGAGGCUCUGCCCCCAGUACGCCGGUGCCGGGCGCGCAGGCCCAGCACAGCCCGUCGCGGCUCGCUUCCUUCUUCUUCUCCAAGAGGUCCUUCCGAAGCAACCCCCUCAAGAGAACAAAGUCCGCUACCAAGCUCGAGAGGGAGCGAGCGCAGGCCGCAGUACCGACCCACCCGGCGUCGCAUGCUUUACGGACCUCAAGAUCUCAUGAAAGUCUGCUGUCUGCACACUCCCCGGCUGUGUCGACUAUGGAUCUCGGACCUCCUAAUCAGGUUGAAAUCCGUGCGUUACACUCAUCGGUGUUGGGCAGGCCGCACUGCUUCGCGCUGAGUGCGGAGAACCGAGCGCCGCGCUACUUCCGGUGCGCGUCGCGGAAAGAGCGGGACCGAUGGAUCUACAGUUUGCGGCAAGCGGCGCGGCCAGACGAGACGCGCGUGCGGCGCUGCGAGAGGACGGUCAAGCUGUGGCUGCUGGAGGCCAAGGCCAUACCACCCAAGAAACGAUACUACUGCGAAAUACUGCUCGACGACACUUUGUAUGCGAGGUCGUCGUCGAAGCUGAAGUCGGAACUGUGCUUCUGGGGCGAGGUGUACGAGUUCAGCGCGCUGCCGGCCGUGCGCGCCAUCCACGUCAACGUGUACCGCGAGCCGGAGCGACGCGCGCGCAAGCGGGACAAGCACGCCCUUGUUGGCACGGUACGCAUCCCGGUCGACGACGUAUCGUCGCGAUACCUCAACGAGCGGUGGUACCCGGUGAGCGAGGGCGACAAGCCGCAGUCGCCGGGCCGCGCGCCCGCGCCGCUGCCCGCGCUGCGCAUCAAGUGCCGCUACCAGUGCGUCGACGUGCUGCCGCUCGACCACUACGCGCGCUUCCUCGACUACCUCAAGAAGAACUACCGCCGCCUCUGCGAGUACCUCGAGCCCGUCAUAGGAGUGAAAGCCAAGGAGGACAUCGGCUGCGCGCUGGUGCUGUGCAUGGCGGGCGCGGGGCUGGCGCCGCGCUACCUGGCCGACGUGGUGGCGCUGGACGUGCGGCGCACCGGCGACCACUCGCUCACCUUCCGCGGCAACUCGCUCGCGACCAAGAGCAUGGAGGCCUACCUCAAGCUGGUCGGCGACCAGUAUCUGCAGGAUACCCUGGGGGAGGCGGUGGCGGCGGCGGCCGGGUCCAGCGGCACGGACUGCGAGGUGGAUCCUCUGCGGGCCGGCAGUGGGGCGGCGCUGCGGCGACAGCAGGCCGCCCUGCGCGACACCGUGACGCUCGCGUGGCGCGCCAUCGCCGCCUCCGCGCCGCGCUUCCCGCCGCCGCUCAGAGACUGCUUCGCUACCUUCCGCGAGAGGUUGACGUCAAUGGGCCGAGAAGAUAUAUCGGAUAACUUGAUCAGCGCUUCCAUCUUUCUACGCUUUCUAUGUCCCGCUAUUCUCUCUCCAAGUCUUUUUGGAAUUAUUCACGAAUACCCCAACGAGCGCGCGGCGCGCAAUCUGACGCUGGUGGCGAAGACGCUGCAGACGCUGGCCAACUUCACGCGCUUCCAGGGCAAGGAGGCUUUCAUGGAGUUCCUCAACGACUUCCUGGAACAAGAAGCGCCCAACAUGAAGGCUUUCCUUAGAGCAAUAUCUACGCGACCGCAGGGACAACAGCACCAACAGUUGGUGCAGUCGCAACAACAAUCCGACGGCAGCAAACGCAACUCUUCAGCAUCACAAGGCUCUGCAGCAGGGUCAGAGAGCUCCAAGAACGAGAUGGCAGUGGAGGCGGACCCCGAGUGGGCCCCGCACGUCGACCUCGGCAAACAGCUCGCCACGCUGCACGGUCUGUUGGCUGACAGCUUGCCCAAACUGCCGGCAGGGAAAAUUCAGGAAUUGGACCCAUUGUCUGAAAUUCUGGACGAUUUAAGUAAACGACUGAUGAGUAAUGACAAUGGACCGCCUGCGCCAAUGGGUGAAAACAUCUUUAGAUUUAAUGACCCUACAUGCAACACGCCGACUAAACCGAAUACAGAAGCCACAACAAAUGGUCCAGUUAACAAUAAUUUCGCGCACAGCUCACCCAUAAUGAACAAAAACGGCGUCCAAUUUAACAUAAGUCCCUCAAAGUCCAACGCUGAAGAAUCUAAAUACAAAGGGUCUUAUGUGACUGUCUCAAAAUCGCCCAGCUUCAAUUUACGCUCAGCGACGCUCCCAAGAAAUGGAUACGGAUCGAGUCCGGUCAGUCAGAACGUCAACCCAGGCAGAUACAGCUCUCAAUAUAAUAAUCAAGAACAUUGCGUCAACUUGAAAGUCGUUCAAAUUGGCUUCGGCUCAGAUCAGUACCCUAAAGGCAUAAGCAAUGGUUUGAACGAAAGCUUGGAGAGAAGGUUCCAGGAACGAUACAAACCAAACUUUAAUCAGCAACAAACGCAUUACCACAAUUCCAAUUACAACAGCACCGAAAGAUCCCCGAGCAGUGAUAGUAUCAACCAUAAUUAUUGCGCCAACGAAAUGCAAAAUAUCAUCAAAGAAACUUCGACGCUAGACGAAUUGUCAGAUCUCUUAAAAUAUGCCGACGAUUCUGAUAUAGUUGAUGAAAAGAUUAUGAACAAGAAAAACAUAACGCAAUCUAAAUCGAACAACAAUAACGUUAUUAAUGGCAACAAGAAUACUUAUACAAACAACGGCUCAAAUGUUUCCAUCAGUGGGUUGUCGAACGUUGCAAGUUCUGGAUACCAGAGCAUCGCGACGUAUAGCCAAAGUUCUAGUCCCAUCGAAAACACAACCCACCACCACCAACCUUACGAGAACGGUGGGCAACCUAUGAGCCGUUACUCACAGCUAAACUACCAAAAACAAAGAGAUAAGCAGUAUUACGAUAACAAAAAUGAGAAAUUUUAUCCAAAGAGCCCAGUGCAACAAAAAAUUGAAUACGAUAUUCAGAAAUAUGGUAUCCAAAAUUUCACAACCGCCGAUAACGUUCAAAGCAACACGAACGCCAACACAAAAGUUGCUCCCUUAGUUUUUACAAACCCCGUUUACAAUAUGGAUGACAAUCGACAGUCGCAGGAAAUCAAGAAGACCAAUGAAAACAGAAACUCCAAGCGUUGUCCGUGUGGCUCGUCCAGUUCAUCCAUCGAUGAGGAGGGAUUGAGCACAGACAACGUGGAGACCAAUUCUGAAGAAGGUUCUACGAAUUUCAACGACGACAGUAGAAAUUAUGACCAACAGAAUCGCAACGCCACCCACCGAAAACUCACCAGAGAUAACUGUAAUUACGAAGACUUGUAUCAGAGGAGUAAUAACAACCACAAUCACUCGCCUAGGAUUAGAGAUGACGAAUCCUCAAGUAAUUCGCCAAGCUUAAGGAAAAGUAGCAAAACGAGGAUGCCAAGAACGAAUCCCAUGCUGUCUUACUCCACUAAUCAAAAUCAACUGAACUUAAAACACUUCGGCCAACGAGGGGAAUCGUUAUACGAAAGUAAACCGCACCACAUUUCAACGGACUCCGGGUAUCCAAUGAGCAGAUCUGACUCCAACGUUGAAGAAGUUAACAAAGAGAUGUACCGGUUACAAAUAUCGCGGAGUCAAAAAGCCUUGUACAAUAUGGAAAACUCUAAAAAUUCACCAGAAAAGUUCAUGACAGAAAACUCAAUCCCGGAAAAGAAUUAUCCUUUGGAUAGGACGUAUUCAGGAGCGAAAUUAUCCAGUAGUAGAAUUAAUGAGGAUAUGGAAAGGCAUCAGGAUUACUAUGGAGUUCGAGAAAAGAGAGAAUCGCCCUCGCGGAUGUUUAGUCGAGAGUCGCAUUCUAGUGAAGCUAGUGAAAGGGUGCCCGUGAGAAAUGAGAGGGAAUUGCCGGUAAGAGAAACCAGAGAUAAACUGCAGAGGCGGCUUAGCCUGGAGUCAGCGAGAGAGUUGACAGAUAGCUCCGACGAAAUAGAUGACACUCUGUACAGUACAACCGGGCGACGACGAACUAAACACCACAGAACCAUUGAGCAGUAUGAACGUGAAAUAGAGAGGCUAAAAAGCUCCGUGGAACUUCUUCGAGGACGUUUGGGACCAACUGACUCUGGUCAAGAUCACACAGAUGCGAAGAUGAAGGCUAUUAUUUCAAGAUUAAUCUGCGUAGAAGAAGAGUUAAGGCGGGAACAACGCAAGAUGGCCGCCGCGCUGUCGCACAAACAACGCGUGAUCGAGGCACAGGAGCAUCGCAUCGCAGCGCUGGACGAAGCCAACACGCGCCUCCUGUCCGCGCUCGUGCACCUCCAGCAGCGCGCCCCGCACCCCGCGCCCGCGCACCCCGCCAAUCACAACCCGUCCCACUCCCCCCACUCGCAACAUUCGCACCAGGAACUGCAGAUUUGAAAGAGAUAGAUAUACUUCCAUAGGUUACAAGUAUGCACCCAUGUGCUGGUAAGAGACAAAGUAUUUUAUGCGUCAACGAUUAUUUCGUACUAUAGAUAUGUUACGUGCCCACAAAAUUUAGUUACUCUUCUGAGCGCACACAUGCAAAGUUUUUUGUUUACUUACUUUAUAUAUUUAUGUAUAGGUACAAAGUUUUUACACUUCUUGAAUACACAACUCGACAUUGUAGACAAUAUUUAGCUAUUAUUUGUUUAAAUAACUUUCGUAGUUUACGUUAGUUUACCAAACGAAAUUAAGACAACUAGCCAUCUUUGUCUGCCUCAGUUUCGACGCGUUAGUGACAUAUCUAGUAGUAUAAAAUCUUUGUUAUACAUAGACUAUUUCAGUCUCCAAAACUCAGGUCCCGUAAAUGAGAAGUUUAUUCGUGACGUAUUCAAGAUAAAUUAUCGCAUACGAUAAUGGGACCGCUCUGCCGCACUGCCAACAAAAUCUCAAAUUCUAAAUUAGGUACUCAAGUAGAUCUAAGUGCUGCAGAUUUAAAAAACAACAAAAGAAUAUGCAGAAAAAGUGUUGCCAGUGAUAUUAUAUGGUUUUUGAAGUAAGUUAAUACUGCCAUCAGAUCUAAUUAAUUCUUUUUAGAAACGUUUCUCGUAUUUCACUUUAGCCUAGUUGCAGUUGAUUGGUUAUUUCAGUAUUCAAUGGCUUAUUCAGCUUUUACAUUAUUCGUAACUACAAUAUAUAGAUAUAUCUUGAACCAUUUAUUGAAUAGUCUCUUAUACUUACAUUAUUUGAACUUUAUUAAUAAAAUUUUGCACAAACAAUUAAUAUUUAUAUUAUAUAGAUUCAUUGACGACUUGCAUUUUGAACUGUAUUUUCAUCUUAAUUUUAGCGUACCUACUAUUUACGCUUGUAUUUUGGAGUAAUUUAAUUUUUUAAAAUUGUUAUUUGUAAUUGAAAUUCACAACGGUUUUCUGCCAUUUAUGUAUUUUUUUGUUAAAUGUUGUUUCUUUAGUUUUAAUGUAAAAUGCUUUAACUGACAUUAACUUUUCGUUCUAUAUCAGUAUUUUGUAUGAUUAAUUCUGGUUUAAUUUUUACACACGUGACAAUGUUUGUUUUGUUUUUGUAACAAUGAUACCAAAGACGUUGAAUAUCCCUAUAGAUGGAGUAGACACUAGUCAAAACAGGUUUAUUGGAUUUUGCAAGACAAUAAAUAUCUUUACGUUGGCAACAUUAUAGAUUGUCUAUGAUAUUAGAUUUCCCACUAAAGUGUAUUGACUAGUGUGUACUCUUUUAUUUGAAUAGAGUAAUUGUAGUGGGAUAUAAGCACCCGUUUUAACCUCUAGCGUUAUAUUUUAAAGUGUUAUAGAUUUUAUAUUAAUGUAAGACUUGUAUAAUAUUGUGUAGCGAAUACGCCUAUAUGUAGUGAACCGAUAUUGCAAAGAGAAAUAUUUUUAAUACCUUUCGAGUAUUAUAGUGUGAAUGUAGAAUAAAAAUAAAUACAGAUUAGGCACCAACCAUUGAAUCAAUUUUGAGUAUUUUGGAAAUGCUCUGAACAAAUUCAAAAAUAUUUACGUUUUUUUAUGUAAUUUGUUUUAUAUAUUGCAAUUUAUAUGGAUACGACAACUUAGUUGUUUUUCAGUGAAAAAAUAUUUUAAGCCAUAUCUUUGUAUAAUACCUAAAUAGGUAUAUUAUUAUAAUAUACUUAUCACAUUAAAUUAUGGAUAAACUGCGUA
Messenger RNA from Bicyclus anynana (squinting bush brown), 7516 nucleotides. RefSeq names its product ras GTPase-activating protein raskol (gene raskol). Lineage: Eukaryota; Metazoa; Arthropoda; Insecta; Lepidoptera; Nymphalidae. Gene Ontology annotation, biological process: regulation of GTPase activity. The record is from RefSeq and is a predicted model, not a curated record. The coding region runs from base 303 to 5783 and encodes 1826 amino acids. The transcript is spliced from 19 exons.